Messenger RNA from Carica papaya (papaya), 786 nucleotides. It is a transcript of the gene OTP84, whose product is annotated as Tetratricopeptide repeat (TPR)-like superfamily protein. Lineage: Eukaryota; Viridiplantae; Streptophyta; Magnoliopsida; Brassicales; Caricaceae. The record is from RefSeq and is a predicted model, not a curated record. Gene Ontology annotation, molecular function: RNA binding; zinc ion binding; protein binding. Gene Ontology annotation, biological process: RNA modification. Gene Ontology annotation, cellular component: intracellular membrane-bounded organelle.
GGCUAUGUGCCUGAUACUUCCUGUGUACUUCACAAUGUUCGUGAGGACGAGAAAGAGACUUUGCUAUGUGGACAUAGUGAGAAACUGGCAAUAGCCUUUGGUAUCCUCAACACUCCUCCAGGAACCACCAUUAGAGUUUCCAAGAACCUCAGAGUUUGUAACGAUUGCCAUGUUGCCGUUAAGUUUAUUUCAAAGAUAACUGACAGGGAGAUCAUUUUAAGAGAUGUCAGGAGAUUCCAUCAUUUCAGGAAUGGAAGUUGUUCAUGCAAUGAUUAUUGGACACACAGCUUUCUUCCUUGGCCUCUGGUAGCACCUUCUCCUACUUUUUCUUAUUCAGAUUUAUCUUAUUUUGGCUGGAAAACACAUCUGUCAGCUUCUGCACAAUCAAAGAGAAAACAGUACCAAACAGAUCUUCUUCAUGAAAUGGCUAUAUUGAGAGAGUGAGAAUUGUUGCAAGGUGACCACAGCCAUGCAGAUUUGAUGCUUAUGCUUAGUGAUUCGUAUACCAAUAACAACUGAAAGCAGCUGUUCAGAGUCUCACAAUUCAUUAAUUUCAUUCGCACACAUUUCACGACCGAGCAAAAGACUUCAUCGAAAAAAAAAAGAAAAAGAAAAAGAAAAAGAAAAAGAAGUUGACUGUCCAACAAUCAGCCAGCAAAAAGUGCCUUCCGUCCUUGUUUUUGCUAGUUUAAGGACAGGGAAUCAGUGAAGGCUUAUCAUUUUAACUUAUUAUUCAUUGUAGAAACUGUAUGGAGUUUGCAGUUUCCCAACAGCACUGCAGGAAAA